Molecule: messenger RNA, 831 nt
Organism: Amaranthus tricolor (Joseph's coat)
Lineage: Eukaryota; Viridiplantae; Streptophyta; Magnoliopsida; Caryophyllales; Amaranthaceae
Product: histone H2B.9-like
Exons: 1
Coding region: 260-640 (126 amino acids)
Biological process (GO): nucleosome assembly
Cellular component (GO): nucleosome
Molecular function (GO): DNA binding; structural constituent of chromatin; protein heterodimerization activity
Source: RefSeq, a predicted model, not a curated record
CGUUCCCACACCCGAAACUUAAAUUCCAAGAAAGCCUGUUUACGUUCCGCAGUGACGCUAACAUCAAAUCGAAUCUCAGUCGUCCAUCCAACGAUUAAAAACCCGGCAACCACUGAAUAUCCACCAAUCAAAACACACCUCUCACUUCUUAUAAAUUCCCUGAGAAGCUUCAUUCUACAAUCUUCAUCUCAUUUUUCAUCGCUUCGAUCACCAUCACCAACCCAAAUCGUAUUUCUCUUUCCUCAAGAAUCCAUCUCCAAUGGCUCCUAAAGCAAACAAGAAACCUGCUAAUGCCGAGAAAAAGCUUCCUAAAGACGCAGCACCUUCGAGUGACAAGAAGAAAAAGAAGGCCAAGAAGAGCGCAGAAAGUUACAAAUCCUACAUCUUUAAAGUUCUCAAACAAGUUCAUCCUGAUAUUGGUAUAUCCGGCAAAGCGAUGAGUAUAAUGAACAGUUUUAUCAAUGAUAUGUUUGAGAAGUUUGCUCAAGAAUCAUCUCGCCUUGCAAAAUAUAGCAAGAAACCUACCAUUACUUCUCGCGAGAUUCAGUCUGCUGUAAGGCUGGUUUUGCCCGGAGAAUUGGCUAAGCAUGCUGUUUCUGAGGGUACUAAGGCUGUCUCUAAAUUUACUAGUAAUAGUUAGGUCUUUGAUUUGGUAAAUUUUAGGUUUUGCGAUUUCUGAUUUGUUAUGUCAAUUUUGAAAACUGGUGUUCUGCUUGGAAAUUGGAAUGAACAAACUAAUACUACUACGUAAUGUGGAUAUAAUAGUAACUCUGAUUUUUCUCAAAUUGAAUAUCCCCCAAUUCUUAACUUCGUUGAAAUUAGUUGUUAUAA